AUGACAGAAUCUGUUGCUGGGCCAGCUAAAUUGGAGAACUCACGUCGUGAUAAGCGGAAAGAGGCUCGCUUGCAGAAGAACCAGAAAAAACAUGAAUACUUUCAGCGUCAGAAGUUGCGAAAGGAGAAACGAGGAUCAUCAUCGGUUCAGAAGACCGGUGACGUGAUCAAGCCUGAGAAUGUUCACCAGGAAAGUGAUAGUGAAACUGAGCAUGAUGUAAAGUCAGUUAGAUCUUUGACGCAUGAGAAAGGCGAGGAUAGAGUCAAAUCAAAGGAGAAGAAGAUGCAAAGAGUAGACAGAGUGAAAGAUGUAAAGAAACCAAAGAAGACGAAAUUUGAAGAGCUUCUUGAAAUGGAGACGCAAAGCGGUUUAGUAUCUCGUGACGAGGAUGUUGAACUUGAGAGGAAGCUCGCAAAGAAGCUCAAGGUAAACAAAGGAAAACUAAGGGGCUUGGAUGAUGGUAUGAAUGAAUUGUUCGAAGGACUUCCAUCUGUAUUGGAUUCGAUUGGAUCUGAACUCGGUGAUUCUUCUCGUAAGAAGCGUAAGAGAAAGAGAUCCGAAGAAAAACAGGACGAUGAGGUCGUCGAUAAGCAAGCAGACGAAGAUUUGGAGCAUGAAGAAUCCGGUUUUUCUGACGAGGCUGUCGUUAUGCAAGCAGACGAAGAUUCGGAGCAUGAAGAUUCCGAUCAUUCUGAUGAGGUUGUCGAUAAGCAAGCAGACGAAGAUUUGGAGCAUGAAGAAUCCGAUUUUUCUGAUGAGGCAAGCGAAGAAGAGCCUACAAGAAAAAGAGACCGUAAACAGCGUAAGAAGAAGAAUAAGAAGAAAAAGUCUGUGGAUGAAGAACUAGAAAGUCAUCCUAUGGAGAUCACAGAUCGUGGUGAGUCAGAGACUGUUAGUUCUGACGAUUCACCGUCUGCUUUGGAGAAAGUAGAAUCUCCUCUGCAGGAAGAUCCUCAGAGCACCAUCAAGUAUGUUGCUCCUCGUUUUAGAUCUCAGGCCAGAAGUGAACCUGAAGAACACACUAAACUACGUACACGGAUCAAAGGUCUUCUUAAUAAAAUGGCUGAAUCCAAUGUAGAAACAAUAACCGCAGAACUUUCCACUAUCUAUCGCACUGUUGCGAGAAGUGUGUCCUCUCAGAUUUUCUGUGAAGAGGUUUUGGCAACUUAUUCCAGAGGCAAUGAACAGUACUCUGUAUUUGCUGCUUUUAUAGCUGGCAUGGCGUGUCAAGUGGGUAUGGAUUUUAGUGCAAAGCUUAUUGCUUCACUUGCUAAAUCCUUUGAGGAUGAAUACCAGAAAGAAGACAGUCUCUCUUUGAAUGGAAUUACUCUUUUACUCUCUUAUCUGUGCAUGUUGGGAGUUUGCUCCAGUGAUCUUAUUUAUGAUUUCUUUAUGACAUUGGGGACGCGGCUGACUGAAGUUGCUGCCUCCACUAUUAUAACUGUUUUAGAUUGCUGUGGAAUGAAAAUAAGAAGUGAUGAUCCUCUGGCUAUGAAAACUUUCAUCAUAAGCAUCCAAAACAAGACAAAUGAAAUUAAAACCUCCCCGGAAGGCCAGCCUAAAAUAAAAAACUACACAAUGGAAAAGAUGCUUGAAACCCUUUCUGCAAUCAAGAACAACAAGUUCAGAGCGAAAGAUGAUUCUGUCCAGAACACAAGGGUGAAAAAGUGGCUUCAGAAGUUGAGAGUGGAAGAAGUAUUAUUAAGAGGGCUCACAUGGAGCAAGCUGCUUGACCCGGAGAAGAAGGGUCAGUGGUGGUUAUCUGGCGAUUUGGUGGUUAAAUCAAACAACGCCGAAGAUGUAGCACAAACAAUGGAUGCAGAUGUUGUUGAGGCCCAGAAGAUGUUAAAGCUAGCUGAUGCACAGAGGAUGAAUACAGAUUCCAGAAAGGCUAUAUUUUGCGUGAUCAUGAGCAGUGAGGACUACAUUGAUGCAUUUGAGAAACUUCUUAGAUUGGAUUUGCCAGGAAAACAGGACAGAGAGAUCAUGAGGGUUCUAGUUGAAUGCUGUUUACAGGAGCAAGUAUUUAACAAGUACUACACAGUUCUCGCUUCUAAGCUGUGCGCGCACGACAAGAAUCAUAAGUUUACACUACAGUAUUGCAUUUGGGACCAUUUCAAAGAACUAGAGACGAUGUCGCUUCAGAGAUCAAUGCAUCUGGCGAAAUUUGUUGCGGAGAUGAUUGUAUCUUUCAAUCUUUCUCUUGCGGUGCUAAAAUCCGUGGACUUGGCAAAUCCGGUGAUGUUAACUCCGAAAAGAAUCAUGCACUUUCGAAUUAUGUUCGAGGCCAUCUUCGAGCACCCUGAGAAUCUUGUGUGGAACUUGUUCACGCGCAUAGCCUUGAAUCCGGACUAUGAAGCGCUACGCGAUGGCAUCAAGUUCUUUAUGAAGGAAUAUGUUGUGAAGGCUAAUAAAGCAAUCUUUGGGAAAUUCAGGAAAGCUAAAGAAGCUCUUAACAAUGCAGAUGGAUUGCUCAUGUGA
Messenger RNA from Thlaspi arvense, 2481 nucleotides. The record is from the annotation of a GenBank genome assembly. Lineage: Eukaryota; Viridiplantae; Streptophyta; Magnoliopsida; Brassicales; Brassicaceae.